Molecule: messenger RNA, 1891 nt
Organism: Cololabis saira (Pacific saury)
Lineage: Eukaryota; Metazoa; Chordata; Actinopteri; Beloniformes; Belonidae
Gene: gfi1aa
Product: growth factor independent 1A transcription repressor a
Exons: 6
Coding region: 88-1533 (481 amino acids)
Biological process (GO): regulation of transcription by RNA polymerase II
Cellular component (GO): nucleus
Molecular function (GO): DNA-binding transcription factor activity, RNA polymerase II-specific; RNA polymerase II cis-regulatory region sequence-specific DNA binding
Source: RefSeq, a predicted model, not a curated record
AUCAUUGGCAAUAUACCUAUAAACACAGGGGCUAUAUCUCCUUUUAAACCCCGUAUCUCUGGAGACCCCGCCGGGGGGCUUUUACUGAUGUCCGGCUCCUGGCCACCUGCCCGGCGACACCUGGUAAACGAUACUGCCUCUUUGCGCAUGCGUAAUGACCCGCCAAAAAUCCCAACGCCGUCUCGCCUGACAACCAAUGGUCUUCCAAUCUGUCUAGAGAUAAAGUUCGAGCUGCGUGGAGAGGACAGGAACCAAGAGGACGAUUCCAGAGCAGAAGAGCACAGAGCAACAGCUUGGAGGAGAGUUAACAAGAAAAAAAAAAAAAGGAAAAUAAACAUGCCGAGGUCCUUCCUGGUGAAGAGCAAAAGGGCCCACAGCUACCACCAGCCCCGCUACCUGGACGAUGCCUGCAGCAGCAGAGCGGACUCUGUGCCGGCUCACACGUGCGCAGAGUCCAAAUCUCACGGGGAGUUUGGGACCCAUUUGGAGCCGCAAGAAGACGUUAGGGGCGACGCGGACAGGCUGUCCCCCGGGGCCGGGCUGCGCUCUCCAGGGUCGCUGUCCUCCGGCUCCCCGCUGAGCUGCAGGGCCAGCGAGGGGGAACGAUCACCCGACUGUGAUUUCUGGCGUCCUCCGUCUCCGUCCUCCUCACCAGAUUCCGAGAAAUGCUCCAUUCCCGCAGUAGAAGAGGGUCACGUCAGCAUCCCGCUCUUCCCUUACUCCUGGCCCAGAUACUCGGGCUCCGAGCUGCGGCAUCUGGCCCAGCAGGGGCCUUAUCACCGGCCCCUCCGGGGCCACAGGGGGUCCCUGGCUCAGGCCGGCGUCUACGGCCCAGAGGACGGCAGCGGCGAGCCGCUGUACGCGCAGCGGGGCCUCGGGCCCGGAUGCCUGCAGGAUUACCCCGCCACGGCGCACCACAUCUCCAGGAUGCGGGACGCGGACGGCCUGUAUCUGGCUGUAAAGCAGCCGCCCCGCGGCGCGGAAAUCAAGGCAGAAAACGACUUCAUGCACUCCAACCUCGAGUCGUUCAAGUGCAUCAAAUGCUGCAAGGUGUUUUCGACCCCCCACGGGCUGGAGGUGCACGUGCGGCGCUCCCACAGCGGCACGCGGCCUUUUGAGUGCGGGAUCUGCGGGAAAACCUUCGGCCACGCGGUGAGCCUGGACCAGCACCGGGCCGUCCACUCUCAGGAAAGGAGCUUCAGCUGUAAAAUCUGCGGCAAAAGCUUUAAGCGUUCAUCCACGCUCUCCACGCACCUGCUCAUCCACUCGGACACGCGGCCUUAUCCGUGCCAGUACUGCGGGAAGAGGUUCCACCAGAAGUCCGACAUGAAAAAGCACACUUUUAUCCACACAGGUGAGAAGCCGCACAAGUGUCAGGUGUGCGGGAAGGCCUUCAGUCAGAGCUCCAAUCUCAUCACGCACAGCCGCAAACACACGGGCUUCAAGCCGUUCGGCUGUGACCUGUGUGGGAAAGGUUUCCAGAGGAAAGUGGACCUGCGGAGGCACAAAGAGACGCAGCACGGACUGAAAUAAGCACAUUUCAAUGGUUUAACAUUGAAUCCUGCGCGCUGUGUACUGCGGCUGCGCAGAUCAUUUGGUGUGAUGUAUUGGCUUGCCUUACCUCUUAUUUAACUAGUAUGUUAUGUUUUUGUUGACCAUUUGUGUUUUUACAUAUAUGUUUAUGAAAAUGAAGUUUAUCGUUUAUUUUAAAAGGUGAAUACUUGAAAUUGCUUUUAAUAUUGUGUUUAUUUGUAAAAUAGUGGUGGAAUACAUACUGACUCAAAGAGCUGUUGUCAGUUUCAAUUAUUUCAUACAGGAUUUAAAACAGAACUGAAUUUAUUUGUUAAAUCUUUCUCGGUCCAGUGAUUUUAACUGCGCAUUGUGGAAAAAG